AAGCGAUCGUAGUCUAUUUUUAUUUUUAUCCUGUGGUCCCCAGCAGCGGCAGACUGUAAACAACGUGUAUUGUGUAGCUACUUAGUUUUAUCGGUCCACAGCUCAAAGAAUAAUGAAAUAGCACCCCGAUAAAUACAGCGAAAUUAUUUGUUGCCACGGUUGAAAUAUUUGGCAUAGCGACUCUUUAACAUGGCUGAACCAAGUACCAAAAGAUUAAAAACUAAUCUUCCUGUCUGCAAGACCCACCGAGCUUGUGUCGGCAGCAAAGUGAAGCAGAAUCUCCCCACGGCUGUGGAGGAGAGUUUGUGUGGCGUCUCGACAUUGCUUCUCGAAGUCGCCUACAGGCUGGAGGCGCUGUCCCAGAUAUUUGAGCAGGAUGACAUUGCCCUGCCAAGAGUGGCAGCGUUCUUCCAUCAGGAGUCUGGGAAGGAACAGGAGCAGGCAGAGGCCAUGAUGGACUACCUGUGUGAACGCGGAGGACAGUACUGCAACAAAGACAUCCAGAAGCCCGGCUGUGAGCAGGUGUGUGCGGUGCUGCCAGCCCUGGAGUUUCUGCUGGUCCAGUGGAAGGAUGAGAUGUCUGUCCUGGUGGACCUGAGCCUGCUGGCCCGGCAGAACAGCGACCCGCACUCCGCCAGCGUGGUGAAGAGCCGCUUCCUGGGGCCCCUGGUGCCCCGGGUCAAGCUACUGGGAGACCUCCUCACCAACGCCCGCAGGCUGGGCUGCGGGCCACAGGGGACCCUUGGGGAGUACCUGAUAGACCGGCUGCAGGCCGAACUGACCAGCGCUGGGGUCGCUUAAAACGCUCGCUGGUCCCACGUGUGUUUGUGAGAAACCCCUCUGGUGAGUGGAACCAGGGGCGGAGCCAGGGGCGGAGCCAGGGGCGGAGCCAGGGGCGGAGCGAUGUCUUCAAGUGUGGGGGGGCGGGGACUGAGGAUGUGGCCGUUAAACAUGAUUGUGUUCAUGUAAAGUAUGUGUGUGUGUGAAUAGGAUAAAUGGGAAUAACUGUUCCAUACAGUAUGCAAAAAGGGAUAUUACUAUAUCCUACUUCUUUACCGGUUGAAAUACGGUAUAACUCCAACGUGCCAGCACCAUAUCAUCCAGAUGUUUAACGUGAAAAACGUUUUUUAGAUGUUACUCUCUCUGAAGUUUGUGUUUUUUUUGAUGAUAUUAUAGCUUCUUCCAAAUGUAUGACAUAAGGAAUGUGCCGUUAUAAAGCACCCAGCCUCCUCUACACUCAAUGCUCCCUCUCUCCAGAGGGCAAGCUGACAUUAGAAACACUUACAUUUUAAGUUACUUUUCCUGCAUGGCAUUUUGUGUGAAUUCAAUAAGAGGACAAGGAAAGUCUUAUCAACAUAAGGAGUGCAGUAACUGUGUGAUCCUUUCAUGCUUUCUUUUGGGGUAUUGUCUGUACCUAUAUAUCACUUCAAUAGUAAUCAUAUACCUACAAUGAAUAUUUCUUCAAAAAUAAAAUGUUGUUGAACAAA
Molecule: messenger RNA, 1487 nt
Organism: Osmerus eperlanus (European smelt)
Lineage: Eukaryota; Metazoa; Chordata; Actinopteri; Osmeriformes; Osmeridae
Product: Ferritin light chain, oocyte isoform-like
Exons: 4
Coding region: 190-801 (203 amino acids)
Biological process (GO): intracellular iron ion homeostasis; iron ion transport
Cellular component (GO): cytoplasm
Molecular function (GO): ferrous iron binding; ferric iron binding
Source: RefSeq, a predicted model, not a curated record